Messenger RNA from Sitophilus oryzae (rice weevil), 962 nucleotides. RefSeq names its product protein OPI10 homolog. The transcript has a single exon. The record is from RefSeq and is a predicted model, not a curated record. Lineage: Eukaryota; Metazoa; Arthropoda; Insecta; Coleoptera; Curculionidae. Gene Ontology annotation, cellular component: cytosol; nucleus. Bases 196 to 783 code for a protein of 195 amino acids. Gene Ontology annotation, molecular function: Hsp70 protein binding; nuclear import signal receptor activity. Gene Ontology annotation, biological process: protein import into nucleus.
GUUUUAUUUAUUUGACAAUUUUGAUAUAAUCUGUGGUAUGUAUAAAUGUAAACACGCUUUUGAGUUUUUAUCGCGUUUCUUGUUUUAAAAUUAUUCAUAGAGCCAAAAUAUAAGAAUAAAACCGUUAGAGCCUAAUUAAAAGCAUUCAUUAGAGCACAUAUUCGAGUUAUUUUGCUAUCAGCGGAGUGUCCAAUAAUGUCAAUGUUUGGUUUAAUUGUUUCUGGAAGACCUGUUCAAACAGAAUUUCAGCGAAUAUUCGAAACACAGUUCGUAACAACGAUUGCUGAUGCCGAUAACAUAAAUCAUAUUGUUCUUUUCCUAACAGGAAGUAUUCCAUUUCCAGAGGGUUUAGCGGGGCAAGUGUAUUUUAGUUGGCCGAAUCCGCUUGCUCCCCCGAAUUGGCAAUUACUAGGCAGCAUUUCAAAUUCCAAACCAUCUGUAAUUUUUAAAGUAUCAAACAUUAAGAGAUUAGACGAAAUGGGUGACUAUUCUAAUAUGAUGUUUGGUCAAACUCAUAUAGUUCACAAUGCUCAAAUAGGGAUUAGUAUAGAGCCCAUUGCAAAUAUACAAGAUAUACCCUCUUCGGAAAGUACAGAAUUACAAGUGACCUUUGCCCAAAAGAUGCUGAAAAACUUUAUGGAUUAUGUGUUGUCGUUUUCUAUAACUCAGGCAAAUAUGGUUCCAGAUCCUACAUCGACCUACGUACCUCUGUCUACUGUUCAAAAUUGGUAUACAAACUUUGAACGAAGAUUGAUGCACCAUCCAAACUUUUGGAAAUCAUAAUUUGUCAAACAUGUACUCUGGAAAUUUAUAUUAUAUUUUAUUAAUUAAAUAUUAAUGUAUAAAAUGCAUGAUGCUCAUUUCUAUUUUAAUUUUUCAUUGUAAUUGUAAUAAUAAUACAACACAUGUGAAUAUAGGGUUGCCUAACCAUUUAAUUACAGAAUUUUUAAAAUACUAGGAUU